This is a messenger RNA of Fonsecaea nubica, 1887 nucleotides long. RefSeq lists its product as hypothetical. The coding region runs from base 1 to 1887 and encodes 628 amino acids. The record is from RefSeq and is a predicted model, not a curated record. The transcript has 3 exons. Lineage: Eukaryota; Fungi; Ascomycota; Eurotiomycetes; Chaetothyriales; Herpotrichiellaceae.
AUGGGCUUUGUCAGGUGGUCACUUCGCUGCAUUCCUGGCUUGUCAGUCCUUGGCCUCCUGGUCCUGCUCGAGUCCGCCCUGAAGAUUGUCGAGACAGAAUGGCUCACCUUCUUCUACCCUCCGUUUCUCAAACAUAUCGCGAGUCCUGUCAUUGCCCAGACUCUCUUCAUUUCGUACUCGGUCCUUCUGCACAUCCUUGCCCUCCUGUUCCCUCUACGACUCUGUGCCUCCGCAUACGCCGCGACACGGGCAAUCAAAGCCACCCACCUACGGUCGAACAUCACUCUCAGCAACACUGUUCACCGCAAUGAUCUUCGGGAGGAAUACCAGGGACUUGAAUCCCAGCACGAUACAGCGAAGCGACCAGGGGUCGUAACGAUGGCGGUAGUCUUGCCCAGCUACAAAGAGGAUAUCGAGAUACUUGAGACCUCGCUGAGGGUUCUCGCCAGCCACACUCUGGCCAAAUCUUCAUAUGACAUCUUCUUGGCCAUGGAGGAGCGAGAUUCAAACGGCGUCGACGUGGCUCGAAAUUUGAUUCAACUAUUCGCGGGAAAGUUUCGAGAGAUGCAAUACACUGUUCACCCGGCGGGUCUGCCUGGCGAAGCCCCGGGAAAGAGCAGCAAUGUCAGCUGGGCAGCAAGGCAGAUAGAAGCAAAAUACCUGGACAACCCUGACUGGUCAAGCGUGCUAGUAACAGUUAUGGACAGUGAUACUCACCUCCUCAGUCAAUAUUUUGAGACAGUCCUCAUCCACCACCUCCGCAACCGCAAAGACCAAGGAUUGACCGAUAUGACCCUGUACAUGCCGCCCAUUAUUUUUGAUCGCAAUGCGCACCUGGUGCCCCAGAUGGUGCGCAUCGCCGACCUCAUGUGGUGCGGGGCCGGGCUCUCUUGUUUCACCAGCAAACCCACCAGAUCGACCGUUGCAAUCCCAACCGCAGUCUAUACCCUCCCACUUCCUCUUGUUUGCCUGGCAGGUGGGUGGGACACUGGGUCAGAAGCCAUUGGUGAAGACAUGCACAUGAUGUUGAAGUGCUAUUUUGCCACACACGGCCGCUUGCAAAUCAGGCCAAUUCCGAGUCCGGCGAGCCAGUGCAAUGUCACGACGGGAAGAGCUGGGAUCCGCGGCUGGCUGGCAAACCAUUCAGCUCGAUACGCGCAAGGUCUUCGACAUAUGUGGGGGUGUCUCGACACCGGGUAUGCUGUUCGCCAGUGGUGCAAGAUUGGUCCGGACUUUGUCACUCACAACCCAUCUUCUCCUUCAAGCGAAGGGAGCUCAUCAGAUUCUGAGCGACCACACCGGCCUCGUCACGUUGAGAUAUGCCUGAAACUCAGCCAGCAUGCCCUCCAUGGCCCCAGUCUUCGAAGAUUCACCUGGCGAAAUCUGAUCCUUUUCAGUCGACUUUUUGAAGCGCACUUCUUACCGAUCCAUCUGUUCCUUGUUCUGCUUGCUUCGGCCAUAUACUCUGCGCUCCCAUAUCCGAUCACCUCUUGUCGACUUUUGACGGCUGCAAUGGAUCUCACCUCAGUUCUGCGCGCUAUCAGUUUCGCAUUGAUGACGAUCUACUUCGUUAUCUUCUAUGAAGGAUAUCACCAAGCUUGCAUUGAGGCCAGGGAAAAGGAGAUGAAGAAAGCUGGGCUGUAUGAGGAGUUGGCUGAUGAGUUUUCUUACCGUAAAAGAUUCUCACUCAUCACCUUGUGUGACUACGUGCUGUUCCCUAUCGCCGGCACAGCAUUUGGAAGCGUGCCUCUUCUUCAGGCAAUAGCGUCGCACUUCUGGACAGAGAAGCUUGUUUACCUUGUGAGUGCAAAGCCGGUCAAGACGGUCACCAAGAGUUUUGUUAGCGUCACGGUUACUGAGCGGGAGGCGGAUGUCAUGGAUGUCUGA